AUGGAGUCCACCGCGGCUCAGGUGAAGGUUAACUUCACCACCACCCAUGAAGACCUCCAACUGCCUGAGAACAAGAGGCAACUUCUCGUGCCGUCCGACAUCAAGCGAUAUGGCCUCUCCCGCAUUCUCAACUCGGAGUCUAUGCUCAACACAUCCGCCCCGGUCCCUCUCGACUUCCUUGUCAAUGGCACGUUUCUCCGCACAACCCUCGAAGAGUACCUGCAGACCGAGGGACUUUCCUCCGAAACCACCAUCACGCUACAAUACGUUCGCUCCCUGCUGCCGCCCACGUACGAGGCCUCGUUCCAGCAUGACGACUGGGUUGCCUCGGUCGAUGUCCUCUCCGCCACCUCGGCCGCCGGCCGCUGGUCUGGCGACGACCUGAUCCAGGGCCAGGACCGCAUCCUCUCCGCCAGCUACGACGGUCUCGUCAGGAUAUGGGACGGGUCCGGCUCGGCGCUGGCCACCUCGGCGGCGGCCCGCGGUGGCGGUCACGCCAAGAUGCUCACGUCGGCCAAGUUCCUGAGCUCGACACAGAUCGCAUCCGCCGGUCUCGACCAGAAGAUUGUCGUCUGGAAGUACACCGAGGCAGCGGACCGGCUGUCGGGCGAGCUCAAGCCGACGCUCGAGCUGCACGGGCACAAGCAGAAGAUCAACAGCCUCGCGGCCCACGGCCCCUCGAAGCGGCUCCUGACGGCGUCCAACGACGGCACCGUCGGCCUCUGGCUCGCGUCGAAGAAGGCCGCCGACGCCGACGCCGAGGACAUACCGGCAACGCACACGGCCAAGCGCGCGCGCGUCGCCUCGUCGGUGACGGUGCCGCAGAAGGCGCCGCUCGCGCUCAUCGCCGCGCACGGCGACGCCGCGGCGACGGCGGCCGCCUUCCACCCCACGGACGCGACCGUGGCCUACUCGGCCUCGACCGACCACACGCUCCGCACGCUCGACCUGACGACGGCGCGCGUCGUCUCGACGCUGACGACGCUCCACCCGCUCCUCGCCCUCGCGCCGCUGCCGCGCAGCGCCCACGCCCUCGUCGCCGCCGCCUCGGCCGCCCGCCACGUCACUCUCCUCGACCCCCGCGCCGCCGCCGCCCAGACGUCGGUCCUCACCCUCCGCGGCCACGCCAACAUGGUCUCGGCCCUCGCGCCGGCCCCGGACAACGACUACUCGCUCGUCUCGGCCAGCCACGACGGCACCUGCAAGGUCUGGGACCUGCGCAGCGUGCGGCCCGCCACCCGCGACGAGGGCGGCGCCGCCGCCGGUGGCGGCAGCGUCUGUGAGCCCGUCUACACCGUCGCGCGCGAGUCGCUCGGCGGCCGCAGGGCGCCCCUCGGCGGCGAGGGCGUCAAGGUCUUUGACGUUGCGUGGGAUGCCACGUGGGGCAUCGUCAGCGGUGGCGAGGACAAGAAGGUCCAGAUCAACAGGGGGCGGGAUUUGCUGUCGCAGUAA
Messenger RNA from Verticillium nonalfalfae, 1452 nucleotides. RefSeq names its product ribosome biogenesis protein ytm1 (gene YTM1). Gene Ontology annotation, biological process: ribosome biogenesis. The transcript is spliced from 2 exons. Gene Ontology annotation, cellular component: preribosome, large subunit precursor. Gene Ontology annotation, molecular function: protein binding. Bases 1 to 1452 code for a protein of 483 amino acids. NCBI's taxonomy places the organism in Eukaryota, Fungi, Ascomycota, Sordariomycetes, Glomerellales, Plectosphaerellaceae. The record is from RefSeq and is a predicted model, not a curated record.